AUGACUGAUGAAAUGGUAAAUGAUUUACGAGGAGAAGAAAUAAGUGCUAGAGCAACCAAAACUGUAAUUCCAGUUGCUCCAACUAACGUCGUAGUAUCCCAAGCUGCCAUAGAAGUUCAGAAUUUCUGGCCAGAGUUCGAGCAGAUGCUGUGGAACCCUGUAUACUAUGACAGUCUCAAGGAUGUGACACUCAUGUCACUUGUUAUACCUCGAGUGAUUGUCAACAUGUCUGAUGAGAUGAUUAAACCAUACCUUUACGAUGAAAUGGCGACUGUAGUGUAUGAUAUUGCUAUCAGACGGACGACGGAGCUGCUGAAGAAGGCGUACUGCGAGCGCAUGCUAACGUCGUCGCUGUCGCUGCCCACGCACCUGCCACGCAUCGCCGACUCGCAGCGCGGCGCCUCGCUCUACCACACCGCGAUGCGCGCGCUGCCCUCCGAGAGCGACGACGUGCCACUGCGCCUCAGGGCCAUGCUGCAGCAGUUGGAAUCUGACGCUAGCUCAAAUCUCUUGCAAGUAGAUGGCCAAACUUUUCCCACGUUGUCAGUGAAGCAGUGGGACGUCGCUGUGCUGCAGGUGGAGUACUGGCUGAGCGAGACGGUUCGCGAGAGCGAGAUAACCAGCCGCUCCCCCAGUUUCGCUGACGUGUCCUUGGUCGACGUCGUGAAGAGCGAAUUAGAGAUCUUCUUGGACAAGAUCAUUCAGCAGUACGGCCAGUCGGCGCUGUCGGGCGGCAAGGUGAAGUUCGCGGACCCGCUGGUGGUGGUGGAGGGCGACACGGUGCUGAUGCGCGCCUUCCACGUGUGCUUCCCGGCGACGGGCGCCGUGGAGGUGCUGGGCAACAUGGCGGAGGCGCGCCUGUGGGACGAGCUGCCGCGCCCGGCCUCCAAGACGCCCGGCGACCCGCUGCGCCACUUCGUCGCCCUGCUCACCGACCGCCUGCGCGCCUCGCACGGCGUGCACGCCUCCUCCGCCACGCUGCUGCUCGAGAUGGUGCGUAGUAUGGCCGCUCCGCGCGCGCUGCUUCCGCCUGGUCGACCGGAUUACCAAAACUUGAAGUACCGCAAGAUUCGCGGCGGGCGUCCGCUGUCACAGGUGGCGUUUCUGGGUCUUCGUUGCGACAAGGCGCCCCCUCCGCUUCCGCCGCGGCCCCACACGCCGGUGCUGUCGUCGGACGUGACGAGCCGGAGCAGCGGCACCUCCGGGUCCACCCCCGCAGCCGCCACCCCGUCCAGCGCCGCCACCGCCACCUCCACCUCCAGCACCACCACCUCCGCCUCCAGCGCCUCUUCGGCAGAGGCCCGGCCGGACCCGGGCCCCGCCCCAGCCGGGACGGCGGGGAAGGCGGGCGGGGUCCGCGAGCGCUGGAACGGCGGCGGCGGCAGCUCUGCCGAGCAAGCCAACGGAGACGACGGAGAGCGCUGGGACGACGUGUGGUCGCUCGUCGACGAGGAUUCCGGCGAGUACUCCGAGUGCCGCCAGUCGUGGCAGAAGGCGCCGACCAUCGACGAGUUGCACACCCCGAACGACGUGCUCCGCUUCGUGGAGGCCACCAUGGAAAGCCCGGACUACCUGGCGGGCAUCGACCUGGGCACGCAGCACCCGGAAGGGCAGGCCCCGGCGGCGCAAGCGCAGCAGCCGCAGUCGGCGGGUCAGACGCAGCAGUCGAGUGACAACGUCAGCCUGAGCAACGCGUCGGCGUCGCAGGUGCAGCGGCGGCUGAGCGGGCAGAACGCGCUGGAGACGCCCGACCCGCCCGGCGCGCCCUUCGCGCUGGAGGCGCACCGCUACGCGCGCGAGCUCAGCCCCAACAUCCUGCUGCAGCAGCUCUUCCAGGCGCAGUUUACUAUUCUGGACCGAAUUUUCAACAUGAAAGAGCUGCCGCUUUUAUCGCAUGAAUAUCGAGAGUCCACAUCUCUGUCACAAAGCCUUGAGAGGCAAGUGAGAGGAGAAGGGCAUCGUGCGUCGCAGGUGGAGAAGCAGUGCUUCGACUGCCAGUACUUCCGGCCGACGGACGUGCUGCUGAUCCGCGCGCACGACCCGGUCGACCAGGACGGCCUGUGGCAUUGGCGAGCGAACGUGUCCCUGCCUUCUUCAGAGGUGGGUCUGCGCACUCCCUCGUCUUCACGCGCGCUCAGCAGUAAUCUUAAUGCGCAGUAUGACUCGUAA
This is a messenger RNA of Gryllus bimaculatus (two-spotted cricket), 2169 nucleotides long. NCBI's taxonomy places the organism in Eukaryota, Metazoa, Arthropoda, Insecta, Orthoptera, Gryllidae. The record is from the annotation of a GenBank genome assembly.